Messenger RNA from Fusarium coffeatum, 831 nucleotides. RefSeq lists its product as uncharacterized. The record is from RefSeq and is a predicted model, not a curated record. The transcript has 2 exons. The coding region runs from base 1 to 831 and encodes 276 amino acids. Lineage: Eukaryota; Fungi; Ascomycota; Sordariomycetes; Hypocreales; Nectriaceae.
AUGCCACAGCCAGGCAAGAAAACUCGCUUCCGAACAAGAGGCGACCCAAAUAGUGCCUUUCCUUUGAUCAUCUUCUUCCAUGGCUCAGGUGACUCCUGCGCUUCGUGGGAGCUCCUGGCGGACCUCCUCAACGCUUAUCAGCUUCUCAUCUGGGAUCGACUUGACCCAAACAUAAAACCUGAAUACGCCAUCUCAGAACUAUUAGAAUAUCUUGAUGGGUCCGAUUUACCUUCAGAAUGUGUUCUUAUCGCGCAUUCAUACGGUGGCACCUUCGCCAGACUCUUCCUUGAAGCGAGACCUCACCAAGUCGCAGGAAUGGUCCUUGUGGAAACAGGCCAAGAGACCGGUAUAGAUCCCGAGAUCGAACAGCGACAGUACCAGGAUCAAAUCCUUGAGAACAAACCACUCGUCGUCAUUCGUGGGAACACUCUCAAAUGGAAACAGAUGCAGUACGAGCGAGCCCUCGCCGCAGAACAGAACAUGGUCACCCCAACCUUGUUAAUCCAGAAACAAAUGCUCGACGCGAUGGAUGAAGAGGACGAGAGAUUGAAGAAGGUGCAGUUACACCUCUCGAGGAACAAUCGGUAUGUUCACUUGCCGGAUUGCGGGCACGGUGUUAUUCAAGCGAGGCCGGAUGCUGUACGGGAGGCUGUUUCUUGGGUCAUGGAGCAUUUGUACAUGCCGGAAGAUGAACCGCCAGAAGAACCGGUGCAAGCGAUUGAUGGGAAGCAGGAGGAGAACGGAACGAAUAAGAGUGUUCUAGUCAAGGGUCUUCCUCAAGAGGCUACCCUUGAUGCUCUCUGGAAAUACAUCGGGGGAGUCACUGUGUGA